Molecule: messenger RNA, 1423 nt
Organism: Haliotis rubra (blacklip abalone)
Lineage: Eukaryota; Metazoa; Mollusca; Gastropoda; Lepetellida; Haliotidae
Product: PIH1 domain-containing protein 1-like
Biological process (GO): box C/D snoRNP assembly; rRNA processing
Cellular component (GO): cytoplasm; R2TP complex; ribonucleoprotein complex
Source: RefSeq, a predicted model, not a curated record
CGUAAUGGCCGCCUCCAUGUUGUAGCAUGUUUAUGUUUUGGUUGGGAACGCAAAUUGCAGUACAUUUUGCGAGGGUGUUCAGCUGACACUUUAAAAUGACUUCUCUGCUUGAACCAAGCGCUGACGAAGCUCAGAGUUUGUUGAAUCGAUUAAUGUUAGAUACGGAUCCUGCAGCAUGCAGCCCUAUGGGGAACAUCCAGGAGGCCCGCCAGAGGGCCCAGGCUACACCACUCUGGUACCUAUACCAGGAUUAUGUGUGAAAAUGAAGACAGAGAAGAAUGAAAAAGUCUUCAUUAAUGUUUGUAUCUCAGACAAUGUACCAGAACCGAAAGAUUUAACAGAGGCAGAGUUGAUAGAGCUGCUGGAAUCUGACGACCCCACUGGGUUCCGGAUACCAAUGUCUAUAGGAGAACCACAUGCAGAGAUGGAUAAAGGUGGUGCGGGGUGCACGGCCUAUGAUGUCAUCAUCCAUCCCACGUUCCUGAAGAAGGUUGAAACCAGCAAGAUGUUCCUGGCUUUCUUCAUCCAGGUGACCCGUGAGGGUAUCGAGGGGAAGUUCGACGUCCAGCUCAACCAAGAGUAUGUGGUGUUGAAGAACCGCAAGUCUAUGGGUCAACUGCAAGAACAGAAUGUCAGAACCAAGUCCAAACCCUUCAUCAUGGACAUGGGUGACCGAGACCCCGAGAUGCCCACUCCUACCCCACCAGCCAAACCCCUAGUGCAGGAGAUACCCCAAACAGAAGUCAAGAAAGGCCCCGAACCAAAGUUCAAGAUAGUCCAGGAACCAGUGGAAGGCCAUCCUGAAUUCCUGGUGGCAGAAAUCGAGCUGCCGAAAGUUAAGACGGCCAACACGCUGACCCUGGGUGGGGAGGACCGUGUGGUGCUGGACACUCGUUCCAAUGUCUACUACCUGGACAUUUACCUGCCGUACAAUAUCAUACAGGAGGAGGUUGGCUCACAGUUCCACAGGAAGAACAAGAUUUUGACAAUCACUAUGCCGGUUCAGCCAUUGUUAUAGCAGCUGCUCCAUGACAGAAUGUUUCAACACUGAAAACUCAACACUGACACGUAAUGGUGGUGACUCAGCCUCUUGCCACAGCUGUGAUAGGAACAGUGGCCUCUCAGGUUCAUGUGCCAUGUGUCCUCAUCAAGGUCAUUCUCUGUGUUACUUCCCUUGGGGGUUGAGUGAAAAUGGAAGGAUGGAACUCAUUGAAAAGAUGGAACUUAGUUCCAGUGUGAACAGUUGUAUUCAUUGAGGGGAAUAAUCAUGUUAUCAUUUUCCUUCCCAUGUGAUAGAGUGAAUAUGGAAGGAUGGAACUCAGUGGAUUGAUUGAACAUAGUUUCACUCUGAACAGUUAUAUUCAUAAUAUAAUUAUGAGUAUUUGAAAUGUUUUGCAAUAAAGAAUAAAAUUUAAAAAGUUUG